Molecule: messenger RNA, 2389 nt
Organism: Pundamilia nyererei
Lineage: Eukaryota; Metazoa; Chordata; Actinopteri; Cichliformes; Cichlidae
Product: E3 SUMO-protein ligase PIAS1-like
Exons: 13
Coding region: 30-2162 (710 amino acids)
Biological process (GO): regulation of transcription by RNA polymerase II; protein sumoylation
Cellular component (GO): chromatin
Molecular function (GO): transcription coregulator activity; zinc ion binding; SUMO ligase activity
Source: RefSeq, a predicted model, not a curated record
CUCACCACGCCUGCGCAAAGAAAUACAAGAUGGCGGAGAGUGCGGAACUGAAGCAAAUGGUGAUGAGCCUGCGGGUGUCGGAGCUCCAGGUGCUGCUGGGCUACGCCGGGCGCAACAAGCACGGACGCAAGCACGAGCUGCUGACCAAGGCGCUGCAUCUGCUGAAAGCCGGCUGCAGCCCCGCCGUGCACAUGAAGAUCAAAGAGCUCUACCGAAGACGUUUCCCGGCCAAAAUGGUCUCUCACUCAGAGCUGGCCUUGCCUGGGCCGCACCACCCGGCCACAGCUGGAGUGGUCGGGGGAGGGGGCGCGGCGCUGCCUGCUGGCCUGACGCAGCUGGCUUACGAGGGUCACGCCGGUCACGGUGGAGCCCCAUCGCCUGCUGCGUUACUGCCGCUCUCGCUACUCGGUCCUGGGAAACACGAGCUGACCGGGCUGACGCACCACCUGCCCUCCUCAGCGACACUGCAUCCGGUGCAUCCAGAUGUUAAGCUCCAGAGGCUGCCCUUCUACGACAUGCUGGACGAACUCAUCAAGCCCACGAGUCUAGCGUCAGACAACAGCCAGCGGUUUCAGGAGACAUGUUUCGCCUUCGCUUUAACGCCGCAGCAAGUUCAGCAGAUCAGCAGCUCAAUGGACAUCUCGGGGACCAAAUGUGACUUCUCAGUUCAGGUUCAGUUGCGGUUUUGCCUGUCGGAGACCAGCUGUCCUCAGGAAGACCAUUUCCCCCCCAAUCUGUGUGUGAAAGUAAACGGGAAGCCGUGCAACCUGCCGGGUUAUCUUCCUCCAACCAAAAACGGUGUCGAGCCCAAGCGGCCCAGCCGCCCAAUCAACAUUACCUCACUGGUCAGAUUGUCCACCACAGUCCCCAAUACCAUCGUGGUGUCGUGGACCGCUGAGAUCGGAAGGAGUUACUCGAUGGCGGUGUACUUGGUGAAGCAGCAGUCGUCCACAGUGCUGUUACAGAGACUGCGAGCUAAAGGCAUCAGAAACCCAGACCACUCCAGAGCACUCAUAAAAGAGAAGCUAACAGCUGACCCAGACAGCGAAAUAGCCACAACCAGCCUUCGAGUGUCGCUCCUCUGCCCGCUGGGGAAGAUGCGGCUGAUGAUCCCGUGCCGGGCGCUGACAUGUUCCCACCUGCAGUGCUUCGACGCCACACUUUACAUCCAAAUGAAUGAGAAGAAGCCCACCUGGGUGUGUCCCGUCUGCGACAAGAAGGCGCCGUACGAGCAUCUCAUCAUUGAUGGGCUUUUUGUAGAGAUCCUCAAUAGCUGCACGGACUGUGAUGAGAUCCAGUUUAAGGAGGAUGGCAGCUGGGCCCCCAUGAGGUCUAAGAAGGAGGUGCAGGAGGUGUCCUCUGCUUCGUAUAACAAUGGGCUGGAUGGCUCAUGCCGGACCGCCGCAGGCUCAGAUCAGCGGAGCUCCUCGGCAUCCAGCCACGGAGGCAGCGACAGCAGCAACGGCAAGAAAGUGGAAGUGAUCGACUUGACACUGGACAGCUCCUCAGACGAUGAAGGACCGGAUUCGCCUCCGCCGCCGCCCCCAACGCUGCCUCCUCCUAUCAAAAGAGCGUGCCCUUCGAUGUCCCCGACCUCGCCACCCAUCAUCAACAAAGGCGUGUUGAACCUGCACCAUCAGGCCUCUCCUGUGAGCCGUACCCCCAGCAUGCCCGGGAUAGACACCAGCUACAUCCCUCCUGUCCCCCCUCUCAUCCAGGACUACAGGCCCUACUACCACACCCCCAAUGACCUUUCAGAGUUGAAUUUUUUCUCUUUUCUUCAAGGGGACAAUCAUCCGCAUUACAACAUGGUUAUGGCAGCAGCGGCGGCUGCCUCGGCCUCAGAAGACCACGAGCUGCUUCUCAACCGCUUCAUGCCCUACACCACCUCCUCCUCCGCCUCCCACCUGUUCCUCGACCAAUCGGCAGCCUCCUCUGCGCCUUCGCUGACAGCGCCGACCAACGGGGUGAGCAAUUCGGGCAGCACCAGCAGCCUGGUCUCAUCCAGCAGCCUCCGUGACACUCAUUCGACACACUCGUCCUCACAUUCGAGCUCACACUCCUCACACACGCAUCCCGGGGUGGUGGCCAGCCGGAGCAGCACUGAAGCUGCGGUGGCGGCUAUUUACGGCGGGAUACCCGAUGUUAUAUCGUUGGACUGACCCUGGAUGAGUGGAGAUGACGACGCGGGCACAGCUGGAAUCCAGUAACAAACAACAAACAAACGAUCACAAACUCAACCGCGAGGGGUGACUUUUAAGAAACUAGACUGCCCCCCCACCCCCCGCGAGUCAUCAAACCCUGAACAUUCGAGGAGCCGUGACGACGAGUCGGUCUCAAGAAGAGCACUAAUAAUAUGAGCGGACAACUGACCCGAGUCCAGUCCCGA